Molecule: messenger RNA, 9055 nt
Organism: Hipposideros armiger (great roundleaf bat)
Lineage: Eukaryota; Metazoa; Chordata; Mammalia; Chiroptera; Hipposideridae
Gene: NHEJ1
Product: non-homologous end joining factor 1
Exons: 8
Coding region: 417-1316 (299 amino acids)
Biological process (GO): double-strand break repair via nonhomologous end joining
Cellular component (GO): DNA ligase IV complex; nucleus
Molecular function (GO): DNA end binding
Source: RefSeq, a predicted model, not a curated record
AAAAAGUUCAUACAUUUUUUUUAGCACCCUCUGUAUAUACGUGGUUGGACAGGUAGGGGAGGGAGGGGAAGUGACAUCUACCAACAAGUCCAAAUACAGGGACCCCUCUGUUGCACACGCGUCAGCAUUCUUUCCACUCGCCUCGCGGGGCUCUAAAGAGCGCCGCUAAGCCCCCACCUCUCUAACAGCGGGUCGCCCACCCUUUCUUCUUGCUGUUCUGGUCACGGUGCUCCACCAGUUCUCAGCGCUCCUUUAACCAGCUCAGUGGGCCCAGGUGCCCCGCCCACGUCAGAUUCGGGCUCCGCCCCUGUCCCCCAGGGCGGGGCGGGAAUGCCUUUACUUUAGGCCUCUCGGUUUGCACGGGCCGGCGCGUGGGCCUGCGGCCGGGAGGGUGGGAGCUGUCGCAGCCGCUCACGAUGGAGGAACUGGAGCAAGGCCUGUUGAAGCAGUCAUGGGCAUGGUUACAGCUUGCCGAGAACUCCCUCUUGGCCAAGGCUUAUAUCACCAAGCAGGGCUAUGCCUUGCUGAUUUCAGAUCUUCAAGAGGUGUGGCAUGAACAGGUGGACACUAGUGUGGUCAGCCAGCGAGCCAAGGAGCUGAACAAGCGCCUGACUGCUCCCCCUGAGGCCUUUCUCUGUCAUUUGGAUGACCUGCUUCGCCCACUGUUUAAGGACAUUGCUUGCUCUGGCAAAGCGACCUUCUCCUGUGAUCGUGUGGCAGAGGCAUUGAUAUUACGGGUGCGAAGUGAACUCUCUGGUCUCCCCUUCUAUUGGAAUUUCCACUGCAUCCUAGCUAGCCCUUCCCUGGUCUCCCAACAUUUGAUCCGUCCUCUGAUGGGCAUGAGUCUGGCAUUGCAGUGCCAAGUGAGGGAUCUCGCAACCUUGCUUCAUAUGAAAGAUCUAGAGAUCCAGGACUACCAGGAGAGUGGGGCUACAUUGAGCCGAGGUCGGUUGAAAACAGAACCAUUUGAAGAAAAUUCCUUCUUGGAACAAUUUAUGGUAGAGAAACUACCAGAGGCAUGCAGUGUUGGUGAUGGAAGACCCUUUGUCACGAAUCUACAGAAUCUAUAUAUGGCAGUCACCAGACAAGAGGUCCACGAGAGGCAGAAGCAUGGAGACACUGGAGAUCCUCAGACCUCAAGCCGCACCUCCCCACCAGGAACUGAUAGCCGACUUCUGACCCAGCCAGAGGAGCCGGUUUCCUCAGCACCAGCCCUCCCAGGGCCUGAGAAAGAGCCCACAGGUCCUUCAGGCUCUGUGCAGAGACCUCAGCUGUCCAAGGUCAAGAGGAAGAAGCUAAGGGGGCUCUUCGAUUGACUUGUCACUGCCUCAACUGCUGAGGAUGGACUUGGAAAAUAGUGCCACCUUGAAAGGAACUCCAGCGGCAGCAGUAUCUCUGACACAAUUAUAUAGUCAGAGGCAAGAUCACUGAAUUUCACGUUGACAGGCCACCUGAAUGGGUACUGUUACCCGAGGGAAUCCUGCCUCCAACCCAUCGGGCCUUGGCCUUCCCUAUCUGAGUCAAAGCCAGUGUCUGAGAAUCCCAUACCUUCCUCUUUUGUGGUGGAGGUUCUCUAGACCCUGGAUGCUACCAUGGACUCUAGGCGUAUAGGGCAAGUCAGCAAAAAGGCACAACAUACUUAGGAAGCCUUGCCUACCUUUCUCAAGAGUUCUUAGCCAGUCCCAGGUGCUCCUCAGAGACCCACUUCCCUCUUUAGCAUGUUAUAAAAACCACUCAUACUUCCCUGCUUUUGAGAGUACUUAUUCUGUGGAACACAUACCCCACUUCACUUUACUGCGUCCCACCCCACUUGUCUCAGGAUGAAAUCUAGGCCCUCAGUUCAGUCCUUCAAGGUUCUUUUUAUGCUUCUCUGCUGUGGCCUGUGCUAAGCCUCCAUGUGGGAACUUUGAUCUGGAGAACUGUCUCUAUGAUGGGCACAAGGCAGAACAGAUGGCUGCUGCUCUCCUUUGCCCAACUGGAUGUGGGUUUUUUGGUCUGUUUCCAAGACGUAGACAACAGGUUAAACCACAAUAUGGAAAUGAAAUUACAAAGAGCUCCAAGCGCCAGGGCCAAGGUAGUUAGUUUCCCACUGGAGUGCAAGAAAAAGGAAUUUUACUUUCCCAUCCUUCACACCACUUCAAAUAACAUAGUGACUAGAAGAGCUAGGAUGACAGGGAACAAGAAAAUGGCCACAGGAGUUCUCUGGGACAAUGGAAUUGGCCUAUAGAAUGAAUAGUGCUUAGCAAGAAGAAAAAAUGUAAAGGCUGUGUGAGAUAGGCAGAGCCUUAGACAGUCAACUUAGAAAGUCAACUCUUUGGACAAAUCUGGCAAUAUUUAAAGACCAGGAUUGACAAAGUUCCUUGGCCUUCUCUGCUAGGUUUUCUUAGUUAGGUAAGACCAUAUGAAACUUUACUUUGGAGAGACAGGAAGGAAAGUAGAACUGACAUGUUAACUGGGGGCUUUUAGGUAGAGGAAGGGGUCGGGGGCAGCACCCACAGAGGCCUUUUCUGGUUUAUUUAUAUAUGGUGGUCAAGUGCUUCCUCGUUCUCAUAUCCUCUCUAGUUGGUAGUGGUGUUUUUGUCCUCAAGUCAUGGAAGAGUGGAUAAUCCAAGCAAUAAUAAAAUAAUAGUGAUUAUAAUAAAGUAAUAAUAUUUAUUGAGCAGUUGAUAUAUAGCAGGUACUCUAAUAAUUGCCUCACAUUGAACCCUCACAGCAUCAUAUGAGGAAGAUACUGUUUACCCGCUGGGAAAUGGAGUCUUGAUGUGAUUAAGUGACUUAUCAAAGGUUACACAGCUAAUAUGUAACAGCCAGAAUUUGAACCCAGACAGCUGGGUUGUUAACUGCAUUAUUCUGUACAUCACUGAAAACGUUUUCCAGAAAGGAUGUCAGGCCCAUCUUUCCUGUCUUCCACUGUAACAUCCUUGUCCUUUGAGCCUGCUUCCUUUUAGUAGGAUGUUCUUUGUAUUCCUCAUGGAACAGACAGGAGUCUUUGAAGACUCAGGAACUACCCCAUGCCUUUACCUGCUGGCAGAGUCUGAGUGCUCCAUCGGGGUUCAUUCCCAGGUGCUGCUGAUACCUUCCUUUACCUCCAGACCCCAGUGUCCCAUUGGUGUGCCCCGUAGUUGUGACUGUCACUGCAGUGAAUUGGGAACCAAGUAAAAACAACCUAUAGAUGGCUCACUUUGUUCUUUAGUUUCAUUUUGGCAUAAUUUAGACAGCUAGAUUUCAGGAUCUACAAGAUAUAAGGCCACAUGGAGAAUGGAAAGCCUUUCCCAGCGAGCUGGGAGAAAACAUGGUUUCUUCACCCUGGCGAAUCCCUCCGCCCUAAGAGCACAGUUUCCAGAGCAGGCCUUUUUAAUCACAGGGGGAUAAGGGGCUGUGAAUCCCCCAAAUUAUAAGUAAAAUCCUAAGAGCAUAACGUUUUCCAUGUUCUCAAAAGAAGGUGUAGUUUUUAAAAAGGUUAAGUAAGAAUAUGCCUAAUGACCUCCCCGCCCACUGCCCACUCUACCCCAAAGGUUGCCAUCUGCAUGGGGACAUUGCCCAAAUAAACAUCGCCUGCGGAGGCCCUGCCUCAGGCAUUCUUGCCCUGAAGUUCUUACCCCCAAAAGCGAGGGGUGGUGGUUGAGAAUCAUUUGUCCCGGGGCAACUCCAGGGAAAUCCCUGCCUUGACAAAUUGGCCUAGCCAGGCUGUAUUCCAGCCCUGCCCCCUGGCUUGGGCCCCACCCUGAGGCCCCCAGCCUGGCCCAACCCCCACUCCACAUGCACAUAAAAGGGUCGAAUUCUCGUGGCUGCUCCAUAAAUUUUAUUCCGUAAAUAUUAGUUUUCCCUGUGUUUAAUAAAGCAGUGGCCCACCUCCCCGCCUACCCGCCCGCUCCCCGGGGCCGGGGCUGGGGCCAGGGCUGGCUGGUGGGAGAAGGGACUCUUUCAAUUGCUUUGGAGUAUUUUUAGAAAAAAAAAUAAUAUAAGGUGGUUUACACGAGCGAGCCAGCAAACCAGGAGCAGGACUAAGGACCUCGAGGAAGUUCCUGCAGGAACUUGACCUAAAAAGUAGAGAAAUAGCGCCACCUAGGCUGCAAGGCCUACUUGGCCUGGCUGGCUGGCUCACCCCUCCCCCACAAUCAGCUAGGACAGGCCGGCUCUUUGCUGGAAGAGAAAGCUGCAUCCCUUAGCACUCCAGCUGGGCAGUACCUCCUUUACUCAGGCCUCACGGAGGGCUUUCCCAGCAGCCCUUGAAGGCAGAGCCGGAGCUGGGUCCUGGAAAACCCUACUGGGGUCAUUUUCUUUUCUCCUGUCUCCAGUCAGCCCAUCUCCCAGAUCAAGGAGUCUUUCCAAAGGAUAGUGAAGUUAUUGAGAAGAGAGGAAGGAGUGUCUAUAGUCUCUGUCUUCACGCUGAGCCCUGAGGAGCGAGCCCUGGAAUUCCUAGGGUGCAAUUCCUAGUGGCAAAGAGUGAAAUCUGUGUUCCUUUGCUCUGGACUUGAGCAUCUAUCCCUGUCAGACCAAGAUCCCUCCCAGUCUGGUGCAGGUCCCUACAGUGAGCACUCGGGCAAGGAGAGAUGCUCAACUCGCCUGCAUCCUCAGCCCUCCGCCUCCCUCAUUUUAUCCUGUGGUGCAUGUGAACCCCCUUUUCUGGCCUUCCUGUCAUUUAAACCUCCCCAUUUCCCGAAGCCCUUACCUCCUCCUUCACUCCUGUCCACUGGGACAUGAGCAGGAACCCCACGUGUGAUUCUCAGUACAAACAUGGAGGGAGAAGGGGGACUAGCAAAGGCUGUGCCUCUUUUCCUGCUCCUGAUGUAAUCUUGUUCCUCACAUCGUCACCAGGGCAUUUUCUUCUUUCCAAUUAUGUUGUCCCUUGUUUUCUCCUAUUGACAAAACUAGGAAGAUUUGCUCCAAAGAGUGUAGGGGACACCUAAAAUCCUCUUAAUAACCCUUCCUCAUGAUGUGGGACGCUCCCUUUAUCUGUGCUGCUUACCCCUCACUAUUUGUGCUAUUAAUGUAAUCUGUGUUUAUAUACACAUUUCCUAUGUGCUUUUUGUUUUCAUCCUUACAUUAGACUAUACUCCUUGAGAACAGUGUCCGUUUUUAACCCUAACUCAGAAAACAUCACUGCGGUGGUUUUAUACUACUAAAGUGUGCAACUUUAUCUUAACUCGGUUUUGAUACAAUCAGGAUAUGGCUUUCUAAGCUCUGCCCUGAUGUUUUUCUAUCUUCUAAUUUUCCUGAAGAAGGAACUGUUCAAAAGGAGUGAGUGACAUAUUGCAAGGAAGCCACCACACUUAGAGCUCAGGCCCUUGGUUUCUAGUCCCCGUUACCGACAUCAGUACAUGUAAGAGCUCACAAAAUUGUAAUGGAUUGUGCCAGGCACUUAGGUACAGAGAGAAACACCAGGAGGGAAGGGAGCCCACGCUUUGGAGGGUUUUUUUUUUGAGCUGCUAUGACAUCCUGGAAGCUGCUCCUGGGUAUUCUUGUCAAAGACUCCUUAUAAUGUUCUAUUUUUCUUCCAUGUUCUCUUGGAGGGCCUGAGAAGGUCCCGCCCUGAGAGGGAGGGUGCAGGGUGCCUGUCUGGGUGUGAGGGAGAGGGAAUCCCUUUCUAUUUGAGGAGCUACAAGCCCAUCUAGCCUCCAUCUUUCAUCCCAGACCCUUUGAGGAAUACUUUUUUAUCUCCUGAGACUUUGUUCUAUGGUGGCCUUUUAUGUUUCCCCUCGAUUCUUGUCUCUACCCUGGCACGUGGGGAUUCAUUAGGUAGCACCACAGCAUUCUAGCAGAGGCUCAGCUGCUCUCCCAAGCUGUUAAAUUCUACCUGCACUCAGUUUCUCUAUCCUGGAGCCCGACAGGCUUUUCUGUGCUUUCCACACUCCUGGGCCCUUUGAAUGAGUGCCGGCUAGCCUCUCAGCACCUAACUCUCAUGGGUUCCUGAGGAUCUGGGCCAGCCUAGGGGAACCCGGAAGAGGCAUUGGAAGAACUCCAGGGUGGGGAGCACACAGCCAUUGACUCACCUGGGGAGAUUGUGCCCAGAUUACGCGUCCUGCUGGGCCAAGGGCCAGGAGUUAAAGGAGCAUGCAGUGCCGCACUCUUCCUCCCCUCACUUUGGGGCGAAAAAGAGUAGCAGGGUUAGAGUUGGGGUAAGUAGGGCUUGGGGGCUCCUGGGAGUCCCUUCUGAAACCUGGGUGUUGUAUUUACUUUUUCAUAUUGGCAGCUGGAAGGGGAAGCCCAUCCCAGCUCGGCAUUGUUGUCUAACAUGGUUAAUCAGAUCCUAUAAUCCUGCUGUGGAAAUAUUGGGCCUCACUCAAAACAAUAGAGACCAAGAAUAUUGUGGUUAAAUUUCAACCAACUGCCUCCCUGGCCUGUUUGCCUAACCCCUACCCCCCUCUCCCGGGCCAGAGUCCUCCUUGCUUUAUGGACCCCUGAUAGGAUCGACAGCAGUCAGAAAUUGGUGACAGGAGAAGGGAAAAUGGAGUAGGGGCAGGGUAAUCCUCCAGGCGGGCAGUCUAUCCUGCCUUUCCCCUCCCACCCCAGGCCUUGAAGGGUGAGCAGGGGGCUGUGAAAGGAGUCAGAGCUGGUGGGGAAGCCCCACAGGGUCUGGGUCUGUGUGCAAGGGUCAAGAGCAGCACUGCUGGGAAUCCUGAUAGUAAAGAGAUCCCUCAUUCGAGACAGAAAAAGACUGCUGCCAGAUGAGAAGGAGAGGUCGCCAGUUUCAUUUAUUAUGGCUGCCUGGCGCUUCCAGGGCACAAAGCAAUACUAGUUGGUCGUAUGUCACAUAUUGGAGGAACAGGAAGGCACUGGUUGGGGGAAAGGGAGGUGGGAGUAAGGAUUUCUGCUUGAUUAGUAACCUGAUGUAACAGCAAUACAAAUAAUAAUACUCUGGUGAUGUAUGAAGGUGAUGCUAAUUCCCCCACUGGAAUGGUUUUCUGGUAGUGCUGAUGCCCUUUAGUGAAUUAAAUGUGGCAGGAUAAUUUACAUAAUUAGAAAGCAGCACAGAGGGAGUAGAUAAGCAGUACAAUGGCAUUGUGAAUCAAAAAAAGAUGCAGUGGCUGGAUUGUGCUUAAGGGGGAAAUUAAAACGGUGAAAUGUUCAGCAAAAGGCAGAGGUCGUUCCUCUUGCAGCUGUGAGGGUGCCUGGCUUGUGAGGUGGCCAACUUCGAGUUUGUACUGGGCUGUCAUGCACCCAGGAUGCACUCACUGGCCACAAGUUGCAGCCACACUGUGUUUGGAGGUGUCACCAGUUGAAUGAGGUGAAGUACAGUGAGGCCCCAGCUCCAGCACCGUGGACUAUUGAAUGGUCAAAGUGUAUGUGCAUUUUUAGAAUUUGAAGAAUGAAACAGCAGAACUGUGCCAAACGAAACUAUAUUUACUUAAUCUGUUCAUAUAGGGUGGGGAUGGAGCAACAACAAAGAGCACUUGAUGUUUCUCACCUAGGGCGCUAUGUGAUAAUUCAGGGACUGGCCUGGUCCCUGUGGGUCAUUCAUCAAAGCCAUUUCAAAGCAGGGACUGCUUGGUGGGAGCUGAGCGUCCCACCAGAAAGAUAUCUGGAAAAUAGUUCCUGGGAGUGAGACUCUAAGCGGACUCUAUGCUCCUGGAGAGGAAUCUCAAAACUAACUUAAUGGCGGUCAUCGAAUGGAAUUGAAGCAGGUGUGAAACUGAUAUUGAAAUGAUCUAAAGAGAAUGGAAAACGUUUUCACAGAUAAGCCACUUGGAUAACUAGUGGGAAGAGUUCGAUGGGAAGUGAGAUCCCCAAAAUGAAGCUCCAAAGAAUGACCCGGCGGGGGAUGUGAGACACUCACCACCUUGAUUGGUGGAACCUUAUGCUGUACAUAGGCUUGAACUGCAAAUGGGAAUGUCCCACAGGAAAAUCCUAGGUCACUACAAAGGAAUUCAAAUGAAUGGCACAGAUUGGUAGGAAAUGUGUUGGGAAUGAGACAGAAAAACCCAUAUUCAACAAGAACCAGAAUCAUUAAACAUGCAUUUACUCAAGUCAUAUACAUAUGUAUCAAAUGCUUACUAGCAUCCCCACCAAUGGGCAUUAUGCUACAUACAUACGUUAGGUACAUACAUUAUCUACAUGCAUACAUAUGUAUAUGGCUACAAAGACAUAGCUCCUGCUUCCAAGAAACCUGCAAUACAAAGAUGAUAUUAAAACGAUAGAUUUUUUUCCCCCAAAAUUUUUCAAAUGUAUGAAGUAGAAAAGUGAAAGCCAUGACUAUGUAUUAUCUCUUUUAAAAAAUUUAAAAGAAUAGUGUGUAUAAAUACUGUUUUGUGACUUGCUUUUACUUAACAAUGUUGUGUCCAUAUUUACAGGUCAAUAUAUAAAUCUCUUUGAAGGGUAAAUUACCUUCACUCUGAGCUUUAUAAAAAGUUUGAAAAGCACCCUCACAGAAAGUCAAGCUUACUCCGUUUGCUCCCCUAGCAUCAUCUGAGAUCCCACUGGUCUCCCUGCUGUUUCUCUAAUAUGCAAGCAUGUGAGGGCCUUUGCUCUAUGUAGUUUUCUCAGCCUAGAAUGCUCUUCCCCUCCGAUAUCCACUUAGUUGAAGUCCUCACCUCUUUCAGAUCUUUGCUUAAGUCACACCUUCUCAAUGAGGCUUUCAUUGAUCACCCCACUUAGCAGAAUCACCUGCCUCCUUACCUCACACCCUCUCCCCAUAAGCUGGCUGCACUCCCAAUCCUUUUAUCCUGUUUUGUUUUGUGCUCAGAGUCCUCCCUUAUUCCUUUCUAACAUAUUAUAUAUUUUAUUUAUUUUUAUACUUAUUUUUAAUUGUCCGUUUCCCCAGUGCCUCCCCAGUAGAAUAAAGCUCCAUACAGGCAGGAAUCUUUGUUUGUUUGUUUUUAUUGUUCUCUCACAUCCCAACCACCUGAAACAGUGCCUGGCACUUAGUAGGUGCUCAAAAAAAGUUGUUGAUUGAAUAAACGAAGACUUAACUCUCAUCCACACACACGUGCGCACGUAUACACACAUCUGUUCACACCAGCUGUAUCUUGAAGUAGUUUUAGAAAUGUGUGGGUAUAAAUGAAUGUAAUCUUUUUUUAUUUGCAGCAACCAGUUGUAAGGUGAGAGUGGGGGGGUU